Molecule: messenger RNA, 1056 nt
Organism: Trifolium pratense (red clover)
Lineage: Eukaryota; Viridiplantae; Streptophyta; Magnoliopsida; Fabales; Fabaceae
Exons: 3
Coding region: 51-752 (233 amino acids)
Source: RefSeq, a predicted model, not a curated record
CACGAUACUGAUGAAUUGCGUUGCAGACUUUGUUGCUGAAGAAGCUAAGGAUGCUGACUCUCUCUUCUCUUACACUUCCUUCAAAUCCCAAAUUUCGGGGUCAACCAUUUCGAUGUCAACCCUGUCCUUUCCGUAGAUGCUCAGAAACUUAUUUUCCUCGUCAUACAUUUUAUACUAAUACAACUUUAAUUAAAGCAUCAGCAGCGGACCACAAUGAGCCUAAUGAAGUGAAGAUGCAGAUUGGGAUCAUGAAGGAGAAACUCAGGGAAGCAAUACCAAAACUCACAGAAGCAAUGCCAAGCUCGGUUCAAGAAUUUCCUUGGAGAAAUGCUCAACAUACACUUCUAGACAGACUACUACUUCUUGUGCCAGAGGCAUUAAAGUGGUCUCUUGUUGUAUAUUUCAUCUUUAGCACCUUAUCAGAUGUUGUAUAUACAUUAUCUAUAAAUCGAGAAUUGAUUAUUCCCGUUGGCCUCUUUGUCGGCUGCCUUAUAGCGGAUUUCUUGAAGGAAAUAUCACUAGAAUUGUUUCGUGGAUCCGAGGAGAAUGAUUUGAAAUGGCAUCGUUUGGGCUUGUGUGGUCUUUUUGUACUUGUCAAGUUUACAUCGAAAUGGUUCUCAACACAACCCGGGGUGUUUCUUUUGCAUGUUGCAAAUGGCGGAUUGAUGCAGCUACUUUGGCAUUGGAGAAAUUUUAUGGAAGAUGCAAAAAAUAGACAAGAAAUGAGUACACCUUCGGGUUUGGAAGCAUAGAUGGAUAUUGGAGUUCUAAGUUUUUGACAUAAACUUCAAUUUUCCACAAAUAUGUAGUUCAUGUGAUUAGGUAAUCUUUUGAGCUUGUUUCGUAUAUCCUUCAGUAGUAUUAGACGCAGCAACUAAUCACUUUCGAUCAUCAUGUUCAUAUGAACUUGUUGUAUUUAUUCCCUUUUGAUUCAAGUGGAUGAAACAAACUUAAUGGAGCAAAUUAUGAGCAUCAUUCAUGUAACCAUAGAUGAGGAACAAAUUGUGCUGUUUUGAUGAUAUGUAUUGCCAUUUAAAAAUCUAGAAAUUGAUAUUA